Dalotia coriaria is the source of this 1078-nucleotide messenger RNA. RefSeq names its product Peroxiredoxin 4 (gene Prx4). Gene Ontology annotation, cellular component: cytosol; endoplasmic reticulum. Gene Ontology annotation, biological process: hydrogen peroxide catabolic process; response to oxidative stress; cell redox homeostasis. The transcript has 5 exons. Lineage: Eukaryota; Metazoa; Arthropoda; Insecta; Coleoptera; Staphylinidae. The record is from RefSeq and is a predicted model, not a curated record. Gene Ontology annotation, molecular function: thioredoxin peroxidase activity. Bases 230 to 955 code for a protein of 241 amino acids.
GAUCGGUGUUUUUGGGUACAUCGCGUGCGGUGUUGUAUUCUAGCCUCAAAAGCCUAGGCGGUGAUGCGUUAUCACUAGAGUGUAUGAUAACGCUAAAUGCUUCAAAACAUACAGGAAAUUGACUGAAUUUGAGUAGUCAUUUUUGCUAGCCACGUAGAUUUAGUCCGUUUAGCGACUAGUAACUAUUGUAGAUUUAACCUUACGUGAAAAGGAAUUUAUAGUUUUAAAGAUGUGGAAGUUUGUUUAUUUCUGCGUGGUUUUACACGUUUUUUACGUGACAGGCUUGGAGGAAGAGUCCUGCCAUUCAUAUGCUGGUGGUUCUGUGUAUCCCCUGGGUACAGAAAGCAAAAUUGAACACACUUUGCAAUACACCAAAGCUGUUAUUUCAAAACCUGCUCCAGCAUGGGAAAGCACAGCAGUAGUGAAUGGGGAAUUCAUUCAACUGAAGUCCACUGACUACUUAGGAAAAUACUUGGUAUUUUUCUUCUAUCCACUAGAUUUUACAUUCGUUUGCCCAACUGAGAUCCUCGCAUUCAGCGACCGAGUGGCAGAGUUUAAAAAAAUCAACACUGAAGUGGUUGCUUGUUCAGUGGACUCACACUUCACGCAUUUAGCUUGGAUCAACACUCCCAGGAAAGAGGGUGGUUUGGGGAAAAUCCAAAUUCCGUUAUUGAGCGAUCUGUCGCACAGAAUUUCUCAGGAUUAUGGCGUAUUCUUAAAUGAUGUUGGUCAUUCCCUCAGAGGAUUGUUCAUUAUUGAUCCCCAUGGCACUCUUCGCCAGAUAACAAUGAAUGAUCUGCCUGUUGGCCGCAGCGUUGAUGAAACUCUAAGAUUGGUGCAAGCAUUCCAAUACACUGAUAAACAUGGCGAAGUUUGUCCGGCUGGUUGGAAACCUGGCCAAGAUACAAUCAUUCCAAAUCCAAUUGAAAAGAAGAAGUACUUUGAGAAGCACUAAAUUAUUUUCUUUUCUUUAAUACAAUGAUGAAAUUUCACAUCACAUUACGGUGAUAUUUGUAAAAACUGAUGGAACAAUCGCUUUAUAACAAAUGAUUACAAAUACAAAACAGGAGUAAAAUUA